Molecule: messenger RNA, 8422 nt
Organism: Penaeus monodon (black tiger shrimp)
Lineage: Eukaryota; Metazoa; Arthropoda; Malacostraca; Decapoda; Penaeidae
Gene: ATP8A
Product: probable phospholipid-transporting ATPase IA
Exons: 23
Coding region: 137-5161 (1674 amino acids)
Biological process (GO): phospholipid translocation
Cellular component (GO): plasma membrane
Molecular function (GO): ATP hydrolysis activity; magnesium ion binding; ATPase-coupled intramembrane lipid carrier activity
Source: RefSeq, a predicted model, not a curated record
UUGAAGUAAUGGAGUGUUCGAGUGUUCGUUGGAGAAUCUGUUAGAGAUAACGAUGGUGUAAAAGUCCCCGAGCAGGAUCCAAGUCCUCACCCAGAUGUGAUCGCUGAGUGCUGGUGCUGUACUCUGCUAGCAUGACAUGGAAGGCAGCCCGGAAGAGAAGUUGACCCUCUACAGGAGGGAGAGCGCCUUCUCCAGGCACCGCCAGCUGUCUCCCUCCCCCCCUCCACUGUCCCUCCAGGCUCCCCCCCGCCCCUCCAGCCAGGGUGCAAACCACACGGUUGAAGGCCACUGCACGCCGUCCCUGCCUCGAACCUCCCCCGCCCCCCCGCUCAUCGGGAGCCGAGCGCUGUCGCGUGCUUCCUCUGUAGUUCUCCAGUACGAUGACCAGGUUGGGUGCUCUCGCACCUCGCCUGUGCCCCUGCAUUACGAAAACCACGUGUUGUCUCGUGCUUCUUCUGUCAUCCUCCCCUAUGACGACCAAGCCUUAUCUCGCUCCUCCCCUGUGGCGUUCCAUUACGAUAACCAGGCGCUGUCUCGAGCCUCUUCCGUUAUUCUGGAGAGCGAGGAGCGGCCGCUGUACCGUGCCUCCCCGGUGUCCUUCCGCCAUGGCCCGGGCCUCUCCCGAACAUCCCCCGUCUUCCUCCAGCGCGGCCCGGACCUGUCGCGGGCCUCUCCCGUCUCGCUCCAGCAUGGCCCGGGCUUAUCGCGCGCGUCCCCUGUCAUCCUACAGUACGACGAGGACCAGUGCCAUGGCGUGCCUGCCAAAUUGUACGCGGACCAUGAAGCGACUAUGUACAAGGACUGUAACAUGUAUUACUAUGAUGUAGGAUGCAGCACGGACGACCUGCUGGACUCAGAGGAUAUCGUUAAAGAGCUGGAGGACGUGUGCACGCAAGCAGGAGCCUACCUCCUCUCCAGAAAACACCUUUCUCACUCGCCCGGCGACAGGAGCUUUUUCGACAGUGCUUCUCGGGAGUUCGAGGAGCGUGACAUAAGGAAGGACUACCGCGAGCAGGAGACGCAGGUUGGCGUGCCCGAGGACGAGCGGUUCCUGCUGGAGCAGGAAGCAGCGGCGGCUCUGAACUAUGAGAUGGAAUCCGGCCGGGAGACCGAGGCGGAAGCUGCGCCCCGGAUCGGGCUGGAGACAACCGACGAGAGGCGCGAGGUGGAGGGGGCGGGGAAGAGCGCUGCCCGAGGUGACCCUUCGCCCACGCAGUCUCUUGGCGAGCAAUUCCGCUCCAAGAUCUGCAGCGUCCUGGCCAGGAUCGACUCGUCACGCACGCAUCUGAACGCACGCAGGAAUCCGAUGGGCGAGCCUGUUUCGUGGUCGCAGGUCAGAGACACGGAGCAAGCACCCGCGGACCUGGCCAAGGACGGGGAAGGGUCCCUCGCGAAAGAGCACCCGCAGAGCGACGGCUUGUCCCCGGAGGAGGAGAACGGCGCUCCGCUCGCUCGCCAAGAGACCCUGAUGGAGAGAGUGUGUGACUACGAUGACGUCAGCGUCACGACUCUGCUUGCCCUGGACACGUCGACGCCGACACGAUCGCGAUCUCAGAAAUCUCUGAAGUCCACAAAAUCGCAGCGCUCCCAAAAGUCGCACAAAUCCACCAAAUCGCAGCGCUCGCAGAAGUCACACAGGUCCGGCAAGUCCCAGCGGAUGUCAUGGGUCAGCAUCGUGUCACGGGGCAGCCGAGUAUCCACCGUCACGAGCCUUCACCCCGACACCCUGGACCACGAUGGAACGCCUCCAGAUGAUGACUCGGCUGGCGGAGGCAGCGACGGCGAGGGCGGGGGAGGCUUGGGCGGAGGCGGAGGGGCCGGCGCGAACCAGGACUUCCGCACGGUGUACCUCAACGAGCCCCAGCCUUACAAGUACUGCUCGAACGCCAUCUGUACUGCCAAAUACCGCUACAAAUUGCUCUUCUUCCUUCCAAUGUUCCUCUUCGAGCAGUUCCGGCGAUACGCCAACGUCUUCUUCCUCAUCAUCGCACUGCUUCAGCAAAUCCCAGAUGUAUCCCCAACAGGUCGUUACACCACACUGGUCCCUCUCAUCUGCAUCUUGGUGGUGUCCGCCAUUAAGGAGAUAGCUGAAGAUAUAAAACGACAUAGAGCAGAUGAUGAAAUCAACAAGCGUGAGAUUGAGGUGCUUCGUGAUGGCCAGUGGCAAUGGAUUAAGUGGCGCCAUGUGCAGGUGGGAGAUAUUGUCAAGGUUCACAACAACAGAUUCUUUCCAGCUGACCUAAUCAUCUUGGCUUCCAGUGAGCCACAAGCACUGUGCUAUGUGGAAACUGCUAACCUUGAUGGAGAAACAAAUCUUAAGAUACGACAAGGUCUACAAGAAACAGCACACCUCUUGGAAGCACGUGAUUUAAUGAACCUGUCAGGCAAAAUAGAAUGCGAAGCACCAAACAGAUUUCUUUACCAGUUUACUGGUAACUUGAAAAUGACCAGCAGGCAGGCCGUCCCUUUAAGCCCAGAUCAAGUCCUUCUGCGAGGGGCAAAACUCCAGAACACGAAUUGGGUGUUUGGUCUUGUUGUAUACACUGGCCAUGAAACUAAACUUAUGAAGAAUUCUGCUACCUCAGCACCUCUCAAACGCUCUACAGUGGAUAAGCAGACCAACAAUCUGAUCAUUCUGCUAUUUUUCCUGCUUAUAGUUCUUUGCCUCAUUAUGGCAGUUUGUAACUCCCAGUGGGAUGCGAAUCUGCACUGGUACCUCUCUCUUGAUGAUCUGAGUGUCUUCAACUUUGGCAUAAACUUCAUCACAUUCAUCAUUCUGUUCAACAAUCUUAUACCCAUUUCCCUUCAAGUUACUCUAGAGGUUGUAAGAUUUAUACAGGCUGGCUUCAUCAACAAUGAUGUGAAUAUGGUGUAUGAAGAAAAUGACAUCUGGGCAAUGGCGAGAACUUCAAAUUUGAAUGAAGAAUUGGGAAUGAUAAAAUAUGUGUUAUCCGAUAAGACUGGCACACUUACUUGUAACAUAAUGGAAUUCAAGAGAUGUACCAUUGGUGGAAAAGUAUAUAGCAUGGAUGAUGGAAGUGCCCAAGAUUUGAUCUCAUUGGUUGAGACUGGGGGUCCAGGAUCAGCUAUAGUUCGACAGUUCCUGACAAUGUUGGCAAUUUGCCACACGGUUAUACCAGAUAGAGAUGAUGGCAAACCAAAUGGUGGUAUCAUCUAUCAUGCUGCAUCACCAGAUGAGAGAGCGCUGGUUGAAGGGGCCCGAGAACUAGGGUUUGUGUUUGAAACCAGAACUCCAGAACAUUGUAUUGUGGAUGUCUUGGGAACAAAGGAAAAGUAUGAAAUUCUGAAUGUUCUCGAAUUCACCUCACAAAGAAAGAGGAUGAGUGUCAUUGUGAGGACACCACAGGGACAGAUCAAGCUUUAUUGUAAAGGUGCUGAUACGGUUAUAUAUGAGCGACUAGGGGAUAGUCAGCAGUUCCGAGAUGUAACAGUACGACACUUGGAAGAGUUUGCUGGAGAAGGUCUGCGCACUCUUUGUUAUGCUGUUGCAGACAUAUCACCAGAAUUUUAUGAGGAAUGGAAAAAUACUUUUUAUAAAGCAAGUACAGCUUUACAAUUUAGAGAAAGAAAGUUAGAAGAUGCAGCACAGCUUAUAGAGAAUAAUUUGACAUUAUUAGGCGCUACAGCUAUAGAGGACAAAUUGCAAGAUGAGGUUCCUGAGACCAUUGCAGCACUACUGAAGGCUGGGAUUCACGUCUGGGUUCUUACAGGAGACAAACAAGAGACUGCCAUUAAUAUAGGUCAUUCCUGCCACCUACUUACACAAGGGAUGCCUCUUAUAAUACUAAAUAGUGAUUCUCUUGAUGAGACCCGUGAAUCAAUUAACCGCCAUGUGAUUGAGUUUGGAGAUCAAUUGAAGCGGGAAAACGAAGCUGCCCUCAUUAUCGAUGGGAAGACUUUGAUAUAUGCCCUAACACCUGAUUUACGAAAAGAUUUCUUAGAUCUCUGUAUAUCUUGUAAAAGUGUUAUUUGCUGUAGAGUGUCACCUAGCCAGAAAGCUGAGGUCGUAGAGCUCCUGACUCGAGAAACAGGUUCUGUUACUUUGGCCAUUGGAGAUGGAGCUAACGAUGUUGCCAUGAUACAAAAAGCCAAUGUCGGUGUUGGAAUAGCAGGCUUAGAAGGUUUACAAGCAGCUUGUGCAUCUGAUUAUGCCAUUGGCCAGUUCCGUUUCUUGGCCAGGCUACUCUUUGUCCAUGGAGCUUGGAAUUAUAGUCGCCUGUGCAAGGUGAUUCUGUAUAGUUUCUAUAAGAACAUUUGCCUCUAUGUUAUUGAGCUUUGGUGGGCUGCAAUGUCUGGCUGGUCAGGGCAAGUGAUAUUUGAGCGCUGGAGUAUAGCUAUGUAUAAUGUGUUAUUCACAGCAGCGCCUCCCUUAGUCAUGGGAAUUUUUGACCGAUCAUGUAGUGCAGAAACGAGAAUGAAAUAUCCAGAGCUCUAUCGUGAAUCUCAGAGUGGGUCUCACUUCAACUGGAAGGUCUUUGUAUGGUGGGUAUGGCUGGCGCUCGUACAUUCUGUAAUGGUGUUUGUGCUGCCUUACCUGGCCAUGACUCAGGAUGUUGCUUGGGGUCAUGGUCUUGUUGGAGGCUACCUCAUGGUGGGCAACAUGGUGUAUUCGUAUGUGGUGGUCACAGUGUGUCUCAAGGCAGGACUGGAGACAGAUGCAUGGACCUGGGUGACCCACUUGGCUAUUUGGGGAUCCAUUGCUUCGUGGUUCAUCUUCCUGCUGGUUUACUCAAACUUCUGGCCUGUUCUACCAAUGGCGCCAGACAUGUGCGGGAUCUAUCUCCAGGUGUAUUCAUCUCCAGUGUUUUGGUUUGGAUUGAUAUUGAUACCCCUGGCCUGCCUGAUGCCAGAUGUAUGUGUUAAAACGAUACGAAACACAGUAUUCAAGAGCUUAACAGAACAAGUGCGUGAGAGCGAGAUCAGCAACAAGGAUGUAUCAAAAGUUCUUGACACCAAACACAGGCUCACCGAAACUGCUCGACUUCUAAAGAAUGUGUUCCGUAGAACCACAACCAGAGUCAACUUAGAAGUAGAGCUUGCUCAUGGCUUUGCAUUCUCGCAAGAAGAGCAUGGAGUGAUGGGCCAGUCAGAAGUUAUCCGGGCCUAUGACACAACCCAACCCAAACCAGGUGGUAUGUAAGCUGAUGGAGUUCAACAGGAUUCCCAAGAGUGUUGUAUUCCUAUUUAUCACACUAUGGUCACACUUUGGUCACAAAUAUGUACUCACACAGUUUUUUGAAUUUACAGUGAAGAUAAAAGUAAAGGUAAGCAGAAAAGUGGUUAAAGAGGCAUUAAGGAAAUGAACUGAAUGAUAAAAUAUGACAGAAUAUGAUCUACUUAAUUUAUAAUCCAUGUAUGGCCUGUUAGAUACCAAAGGUUUUCUAGUCUUCUGUCACUCUUUCCAGUUGCUUUCUUUUGGUAGUGUAAUUAUUCAAAUUGUACAUCAGCAGACACAAGCUUGUCACAAAAUAUAAUACUUCAGAUCUCAGAAUGUUAACAAUUGAGUAAAUGAUUUAUGAUCUUUAACCAACUUCUUUUUUAGGCUUCUGUAUGGUUGUGUUUUUAUGCAUUUGUAACAUAAUUACAGUUUUGUGUCACUUUAGCGUGUUACCAGAAGGCCAAGAUCACUUUUCGUAGGUGAUAAUUAAUUGCUCUAGCGGUUAACUGAAUGUGUUAAUUGUUAAACUGAAAGCUAGAAUUCUGGACUGACUUCAGCUUGCAGCAGCAGUAGGAUUUUGUAUAAUUCCAUAAGAAAUCAGAAUUCAUACCACUUGAAAAUUCCAAAUGAGGACUUAACAAAUAACAUGAGAUUAUCUUUUGUCCUCUUGGAAAUGUGAGGGACUUAUCAACAGGUAAAGAUAUAUGAAUUUAUGUUGGAAUGUUCAUAUAGUUGGUGUUAAGUUAGUUGAAUAAAUACCAUGUUUAAAUGUUUAAAGUUUAAACCAGUGUUUGUGAGAAUCUUAACAGUUAAAUGAUAACAAAACAACAGAACAUUCUGAAACACAGCAGUUAUUUUCAGUGUUGAGUUUGAAGGGUGUUGACGAACUGUAUUGCAAUCAUGAACACCAACAACUUAAACACAAAAGGAAUUUAUGCCAGUUGAUGAUAUAUGCAAACAAAGAUUAUACAUUGUUCAUUUGAGGAGAGUCUGGAUAAUGAAAGAAAAUAACAGUUCUAAAUCCUUGAAAAUUAUGAAAAAUCUGAAUGGUAAUUUGUGUGUGUAAUACUUGUAUAAUAACACUUAAUUUGUCCUUGCUUUAUAUAAAAAAUACACAUGUAGGUUUUUCAUUAUGCACUCUAAUAAUUUUAAAAAUUGGAAAUAAGACCUAUUUGUCAAAUGACCGGGAAUUAAAAAUUUGAACAGCAUACUCUGAUCCUGGCACCUGUAACCAAGACAUAUAGUAAAGGAUGCUCUUCACAUAAUGCAGUCAUUAAUGUCAGUGAUAAAAAGACUUUCUAGCUGAAAAUUAUAUCAUGGAUAGAAUAUGUAAUUGAAUUUACACUGGAUUAAUUUGUAAUUGCAAAGGUUGCAAAUGAGUACAGUUGUAUUCUCUUUAUGAUUUUGAUAAACUAGGAAGAACAUAAACUGAAGAUAGGAUUAAAUCAAUAAUUGUCCAGCCAAUUUUACAGACUUUGUAUAGGAAUUUGAGUAGUAACUUUCUAUAGAUGAAGACUAUAAAUUUUUCUUCAAAUGAAGGUAUUGCACAUGGCUAUCAUUAUCGUCAACUAAGAGAACUUGUCAUUUAAUUAGAGUAGGAUCCUCCAUGUAAAAAAAAUGAAGCCCCACAUGUGCCUGAUAGUCCAAGAUGAUGUACCUAGGUGUUGAAAUGACAGACAAGCAAUUUAGAAGAAUUUAGAGAGAGUGAGAAAAAAGAUAAACAUAAAAUCUACUUUUGAUACUAGCAAGACUUUGGUAUUACUGAACAGCACAGGUGCAUAAAGCCAAGAGGUAUAUACUGGCUAAUUGGUCAAACCCAUCUGGACUAUUGUAGGUGUUUUGGGAAGGCAUCAUUGGCACUUAGAAUAAUAAAGCAAAAUCUAAUUGCAGACUUUUUUUUUGUAAAGUAAUGAAAGUAUAUAAUGAAGAGAUGGAUUUUGAUACUAAUAAAGUCACUGUUUAUCCAAUGGUACGUGAGUAUAGGUAAGAAAUACUGUAAAGCUGUGUUGAUUAAAUUAGAUCAUUCUUUCAUUUGAUUAUCUUGUAUAAACAGAUAUAUGUCAUGGAAGAUAAAUAAACCUCUUCAAGUUGAUGAUGGUAGUUAGAAGUAAUAUGGAAGCUUUGCAAAUCUUCCAUGGUCACUAUACCAUAAAGGUCACAGGAUGUUUUUCCGUGUGAUAUGUUCCUUCCUACAAAUAUGACAUUUUUCCAGUAGGGAAUUUAUAUGUGGUCUGCUAUAUGGAUUGUGUCUGUGUUGUCUAGUUACGAUGGGUGUGUGUCACUGUGUGUGGCCCUUUGCAGUGAUCCUUAUUCUGGCCUGCCAUCAUACAUCUCUUGCUGAUUCAUCUUUUGUGAUUGACUUAAUGGUACAAUUCUUCACUUUAGAUGAAUGAGAAUAAAGGUAACAAGAUAAUAAAAAUUCUUUCAUACUGCACCCUUAAUACCAAGAGAGGAUGUUCUAUAGUCUAUUGUGCCAGGAUAAGUUGGUAUAUUAGUCAACUCUUGUCACAUACACUAAAUUUUUAAUGUACUUAAUGGGAAGAGAAAAUAUAAAGAUUCAGGUUUAUUGAAAAAAUGAUGUGUAUUUGUCUUCUAUUCUUGUUUCAUAUGUAUGUGUGUUAUGUGUGUGUGUUUGUAUGUAUGUACAUGGCAAUGAGACAGACAGGAUAUUCACCUGUCUGUCUAUUGACUUCCUUGUGGUAUUGGGCGCUGAAUAUCAAAUCACCUGCUCUGUGUCCGUGGGUUAUUGUACGACAUGUCAGACAAAUGCCUGAAGUCCCUAGAUAGUAUUGACAUUUAUCUGAGGUUAUCCCCUACUUUACCUUUGAUAUUAUAUAUCUAAUAAUAAGUUAUCAGAAUGCAAUGAGUAGUAUGACAGAGUAUUUCUUAAAAAGGCUUCACAUCAUUGUAAGUUGAGUUAAAGCUACCUGAUAGAUAAAUAUUAUAUUUUGCAUAAUCAGCUUUAUAUGUUUUCCACUGAAUUCCCCUCCCUCCACCUGCCCUUUCCCCUAUUUGAUUUGAUAUUUUAAAUUAUAAAUAUUUUAUUCCCCAAGAAGCAAGAAAAAUGAGUAUUCUUGCAAUAUGUAGUUGAUGGGUAACAGAAAACAGUGCAGAUAUUGUUGACUUGUGGAGCUUCAUUUAAUAUUUUUGUAACAUAUAUCAUGUUCAAAAUAUUCAGGCAGGUCUUAAUAUUGUGUUGUGCAUGUAUCAAAGGAAUUCUAAUUACAUGGUUAUAAGUCUUGA